This is a messenger RNA of Dracunculus medinensis (Guinea worm), 1143 nucleotides long. The record is from the annotation of a GenBank genome assembly. Lineage: Eukaryota; Metazoa; Nematoda; Chromadorea; Rhabditida; Dracunculidae.
AUGCAAAGUGGCACGCCGGAUUUGUUUCUAGGCUUUGAUUCAACUUCGUUAUCGCAACAAACAACUGCGGUACCGCCUGUUGGCUCACGUCUUGCUCAGUAUUUACAACCUAAUAACGCUGUAUUAAAUAGGCCAUCGUGGAAUGGUUUGCCACAAAAUCGGCUUAUGAGCAAUUACAUUGGUAAUCAAAAUUCGGUUCAAAUAUCCAGUGUUCCCAAUUUUUUACCCUCAUUUGCGCAUAUGGGAAUAACUGAUGAAAAGGAUAUGAAUUCAUUGUUAUCGAUACCUUCCUAUUCCAUCCCAUCUUCUCAACGCUCUCUUAAUUAUUCAGGCAAUAAUGGUUCAUUGUUAGCUGCAUCAUCAGUUGCUGAUUCAAUACGAACAAAUCAGUUGUCUCAACUGGACAAUGGUUCGGCUUCUGGAUACAUGCAUGAAACUUUCGGUGGUACAGUUUAUUAUUAUCCUUCAACUUCGGAUAUUCCUCCCGAUCGGCAACAGCGAGAAGCUCUUAAUGAUUGUCAGACUGUGGUGGAUUUACUGAAGCGUCAGUUGGCAAUACAAUGUGUAGUUGAACCUGGUCUUUGUCUUGAUAUUCCAUCUGUAGUUGAAUAUUUCCAAAAUAUCGUUCCGCUGGAAAAAACAAGACCUCUAACGAUGAAUCAGAGUGAACGCACAUUUCCGAAUUAUACAACCACGGUUUAUAAGGCAAUAAGUGUGCGCGAUGGAAUGCCAUAUUGUUUACGAAGAAUUCAUAAUUUUCGAUUAAAUUCUCAAAAGCAGUUAACUUUGGCUGAUAAUUGGAAGAAAUUAGUCCACGUUAAUAUUGUACAAUUACGCGAUGUUAUUGUGACACAUCAUUUUGGAGAUAGCUCGUUGUUAUUUGUUUACGAUUAUCAUCCCUUAUCUGAAACUCUAAAAGAACGUCAUUUUGAAUCGCGUGCCAAUGGUAUAACUGCACCUUUUGCUGAUGGAACAUCUAAAGUAGCAACUCUGGGAGGAUUGAAUCCGCUUGGUGUGCAGGAAUCAAUUCUAUGGACAUAUGUCGUGCAAAUAUCAUCAGCUUUACGUGCAAUACAUGGAAGUAAUAUGUCAGCACGAUCAAUUGACUUAACAAAAAUUAUUGUAUUUGGCAAAACAAAGUAA